AUGAGUCCUCCGACAAAAUCCCAGCAGUGGGUUCUCCGAGAGAAACCUUAUAGUGAACCUGUCUUGGGGGGAGACGAGUCCACUUUUGCCUUGAACAUCGCAGACAUCCCCGCGCUCAAGGACGGCCAAGUACUAUUGAAGACACUGUAUUUGAGCAACGACCCCGCACAGCGGGCGUGGAUUUCGCCGCUUGCUCAGGCAGAGCGCCUAUAUCUGCCACCAGUGCAAGUUGGCGAGCCUAUGAAAUCCAUGGGCAUCGCGCGUGUAGUGGAAUCUCGAAACCCAAACAUUAAACCCGGUGCCUUGGUUACAGGUAAUCCCGGGUGGACUGAAUACUCGGUCGAUGAUGGCGCAAAUGUCUCUGCAAUUGAUCCCCACCCUGGUCUGCCAGAAACACACUUUUUAGGUGCUCUGGGAUUGCCUGGGUUUACCGCCUACUAUGCCUUGACACAAAUUGUAAAGGCAACUAGCAAAGAUGCCAUUGUUGUGAGCGGUGCUGCCGGUGCCGUUGGCAGCAUGGUUGUUCAGAUUGCUAAGAAGAUGAUCGGUUGUCGCAAGGUGAUCGGUAUUGCUGGCACAGACGAAAAAUGCCGAUGGGUGGAAAAGCUCGGAGCGGACGUCUGCGUGAACUACAAAUCCUCGUCAUUCAAACAAGAACUCACCAAGGAGACUGAAGGGUUUGUCGAAAUUUACUUUGACAAUGUGGGUGGCGAAAUUCUUGAUUUCAUGUUGACUCGGCUGGCUAUGUUUGGCCGUGUUGCAGCGAGUGGCACGAUUGCCAACUACAAUCGGGAUUCGGAUAUUACUGGUUUGAAGAACUUUUAUGAAGUCGUUACCAUGCGUCUACAGAUAUUGGGAUUCAUCAAUAUUGACUGGGUCCAGCAUCUACCAGAAGUACGAGCAAUUCUUGUGGACGAAUGGAAAAAGGGCAAUUUGAUCAUCGGAGACGAGAGCGAAAUGGUCAUCGACACUGAGUUCGCCAACAUUCCUAAAAUAUGGAUGAUGCUUUAUUCCGGAGGCAACACUGGAAAACUCGUCACGAAGCUAAAGGAGUAG
Messenger RNA from Talaromyces rugulosus, 1056 nucleotides. RefSeq lists its product as uncharacterized. NCBI's taxonomy places the organism in Eukaryota, Fungi, Ascomycota, Eurotiomycetes, Eurotiales, Trichocomaceae. The coding region runs from base 1 to 1056 and encodes 351 amino acids. Gene Ontology annotation, molecular function: oxidoreductase activity, acting on the CH-CH group of donors, NAD or NADP as acceptor. The record is from RefSeq and is a predicted model, not a curated record. The transcript is spliced from 5 exons.